Messenger RNA from Mauremys mutica (yellowpond turtle), 2634 nucleotides. Its product is annotated as ephrin type-A receptor 6. Gene Ontology annotation, biological process: protein phosphorylation; axon guidance. Lineage: Eukaryota; Metazoa; Chordata; Testudines; Geoemydidae. Gene Ontology annotation, molecular function: ATP binding; transmembrane-ephrin receptor activity; protein binding. The transcript is spliced from 16 exons. The record is from RefSeq and is a predicted model, not a curated record. Gene Ontology annotation, cellular component: neuron projection. Bases 119 to 2299 code for a protein of 726 amino acids.
AUUUGCUGGGAAUAUAAAGUGUUCCAAGUGCCCUCCACACAGUUUAACCUAUGUAGAAGCAACUUCUGUCUGUCAGUGUGAAAAAGGUUACUUCAGAGCUGAGAAAGAUCCACCAACUAUGGCAUGUACCAGGCCACCUUCUGCUCCACGGAAUGUGAUUUUUAAUAUUAAUGAAACAGCUCUUAUGUUGGAAUGGAGCCCACCUAGUGACACGGGGGGGAGAAAAGAUCUCACCUACAGUGUCAGCUGCAAGAAAUGUGGAUCAGACACCAGCCAAUGUGAGAUAUGCGGUGGAGGUAUCCGUUUCAUCCCGAGACAUACAGGCCUGAUUAACUCAUCUGUGACUGUGCUUGAUUUUGUGUCUCAUGUGAACUACACCUUUGAAAUAGAAGCCAUGAAUGGAGUCUCUGAGCUGAGUUUCUCCCCCAAGCCAUUCACAGCUAUCACAGUUACCACAGAUCAAGAUGCACCCUCCUUGAUAGGUAUGGUAAGGAAGGACUGGGCUUCCCAAAACAGCAUUGCCCUCUCAUGGCAAGAGCCUGAUUUUCCCAAUGGAGCCAUUCUGGACUACGAGAUCAAGUACUAUGAGAAAGCCUACCCACGGAUAGCGCCGGCAUUUUGGCACUACCUGCGGGUAGAAGAGCAUGAGCAGCUCAGCUAUUCCUCCACAAGGUCCAAGGCUCCAAGUGUUAUCAUCACAGGUCUCAAGCCAGCCACCAAAUAUAUAUUUCAUAUCAGAGUCAGGACUGCAGCAGGAUACAGCGGCUAUAGCCAGAAGUUUGAAUUUGAAACUGGAGAUGAAACUUCUGAUAUAGCUGCGGAGCAGGGGCAGAUUCUUGUAAUUGCCACUGCUGCUGUUGGUGGAUUCACUCUCCUGGUUAUCCUCACUCUGUUCUUCCUAAUCACUGGGAGAUGCCAGUGGUACAUAAAGGCCAAAAUGAAGUCUGAAGAAAAAAGAAGGGCUCAUUUGCAAAAUGGACAUUUGCGCUUCCCAGGAAUAAAAACGUAUAUUGAUCCAGACACAUAUGAAGACCCAGCUCUUGCUGUCCAUGAGUUUGCAAAGGAGAUAGAUCCUUCAAGAAUUCGUAUUGAGAGAGUUAUAGGGGCAGGUGAAUUUGGAGAAGUAUGCAGUGGACGUCUGAAGACCCCAGGAAAACGGGAGAUUCCUGUUGCCAUUAAAACUUUGAAAGGUGGCUAUGUGGACAGACAGAGAAGAGAUUUCCUGAGAGAGGCUAGUAUCAUGGGACAGUUUGACCAUCCAAAUAUUAUUCGCCUCGAAGGAGUUGUUACAAAAAGAGCCUUCCCGACCAUUGGGGUGAAGUCUCUUUCGAGAUUCCUGAGCGCGGGCUUUUUAAAUAGCAUCCACGCCCCACAUCCAGUCUCACGGGGUGGAUCUUUGCCCCCUGGCAUUUCCUCUGGCAGACCAGUAAUGAUUGUGGUUGAAUAUAUGGAGAAUGGAUCCCUUGACUCCUUUCUGCGGAAGCAUGAUGGACACUUCACAGUCAUCCAGCUGGUUGGCAUGCUUCGUGGAAUCGCAUCUGGCAUGAAGUAUCUCUCAGAUAUGGGCUAUGUACAUCGUGAUCUGGCAGCCCGUAAUAUUUUAGUCAACAGUAACCUCAUGUGUAAAGUCUCUGAUUUUGGUCUGUCACGAGUGUUAGAGGAUGACCCUGAAGCUGCUUACACCACAAGUGGUGGAAAAAUCCCCAUAAGAUGGACCGCCCCUGAAGCUAUAGCCUACAGAAAGUUCUCUUCAGCAAGUGAUGCAUGGAGCUAUGGGAUUGUCAUGUGGGAAGUGAUGUCCUAUGGAGAAAGGCCAUAUUGGGAGAUGUCUAAUCAGGAUGUUAUACUGUCUAUAGAAGAAGGUUACAGGCUUCCAGCUCCUAUGGGCUGCCCAGCUUCUCUCCACCAACUUAUGCUUCACUGCUGGCAAAAAGAGAGAAACCACCGGCCGAAGUUUACUGAUAUUGUCAGCUUCCUAGACAAAUUGAUCCGCAACCCCAGCUCCCUUCAUACCCUAGUGGAGGAUGUACUUGUAAUGCCAGAUUCACCUGGUGAAGUUCCCGAAUAUCCUUUGUUUGUUUCAGUCAUUGAUUGGCUAGAUUCAAUAAAAAUGGGUCAGUAUAAAAAUAACUUCAUGGCAGCGGGUUUCACAACUUUGGAUGUGGUUUCAAGAAUGAGUAUUGAUGACAUUAGGAGAAUUGGAGUUGUACUCAUUGGACACCAGAGACGAAUAGUGAGCAGUUUACAGACUUUGCGAUUGCACAUGAUGCACAUACAGGAGAAAGGAUUUCAUGUAUGAAAGUACUAGAAGCAACUUUGUUUUGUGCCUCAGCAUUUCUAAAAUGGAAGAUAUUCUCAUUCCUCCCUUAUGUUCCUCCCAACUUCAAGAACUGCAGUCUCCUGUUCAGACUAUAAACACGUACUUUUAUGUUAAUGCUUCCAAUGUGGAAUUUUUAAUCACACUGCAUAGUUCCUCCGUCAGUUACCUGCCAAUACAAUCCUGGCGCACUGCAAGACUGUUGCUACACACUGGUGAAUAACUCAGCAUGGAUGUGUAACUUUGUAUAACAGUAUUUGGGAAACUUUCAUGGACUUCUUUGAAAGUAAUAGCCUAUUUGGCCUGGUGUGGCUUCC